AUGAAGAAAGUUCUUGAGAAGACUAACCAACUUCUAUAACGAACGAUGGCUGCUUUCCUUCUACUUCUCUUCCUAAUUGCUUGCAAGACCAUGGCUUUAGAGGUGGUCCCCUACACUCCACGAGUCUCAGACAUGAACAUGGCCGGAAAAAUCACCGUUAGUACUUUUUCUUUAGAAUCGCCAAAGUGUGUCUUUGACUCAUUUGUCAAUGCCUCCGACGACAUCUGGUUGGUAAUCACCUUCGCUAAUGCCACAACUCACUUCAAGAACCCCACAUCGGCACAGCAAAUUCCACCGUAUGAAGAUUUAUAUACCGCUUAUGCCUUCAUGACAAUGAAGUCCACCCUCUCCCAAUACCCAUGUACUAAAGGCAAAACAACGAAUGUGCUCCGGGUCGGCAACGAAUCAUCCUGCAAAAAUGAUGACACCAGGACCCACUGCAAUGGCCCUCUGCCUUCUACUGGACCUUACAGAGUAAAAUUCCUCGCCAUGAACUCCUCGGGCUCGAAAGCAGAAACAAGAUGGUCUUCUCCAAUUUGGCUGAAUAAAGCUGAAAUCUGGAAAACAAUAGACACUUGGCCCGGACGACGUAGUGGAGACAUGAUUGUCAUCACUGUCAUUCUCUCCGCUCUCUGUGGAGUCAUCACCAUUGGCUUCCUGAGCACCGUCUGCUACGAAUGCUUCAAGCGUUGGCGCCAUGAUCCAUCUGAGAAUCAAGAGGAGCAGCGCCAGGAGCCUUUCCAAGGCAGCCGCUAUGACACCCACCACAUUCCCCCUGCCCCACCUGGGCCCCCUCCUCCACCACCUCCUGCAGAUAUGCCUGGCUCUCAUCUCACCCCUUCCUCUUCAUAAGGCCCACAACUGCGCCAACAACCCCCUAACUGGAUCGCUAUGUCUUUCCAUGGCUGUCAGACCCUACUCACACCCACAACUGUGCUGCUACAUGCAAUAAAUGCUCUCUGCAUUGUCAUCUCCUUGGCUUUUCGUAGGAGAAUUCUGGCCAAGAGGAUGCAAUACAAUCAAAGCAGGCAAUGCAUUUACAGGUAGUCCUCGAUUUACAACCAUUUGUGUAGCAAUCAUUUAGAGGAGGGGUGGUAUUCACUUACCUUCGCUACCGGUUCGCAAAUGUGAGCGCGUGCACAGGGCCUUCCGCGCAUAUGCAGAUCAUCCAAAAUGGGAUGUGAUUAUGUCCGGGUGGGUGGAGCCUCCUACCGCCACCGCUACCGGUUUGCCCGAACUGGAUAGAACCAGCUGAAUACUACCACUGAUUUAGAGUUACAAUGGCCCUGGAAAAAGGGACUUACAUCUGGUCCUCAGACUUAUGACUGUUGCCGCAUCCCUGUGGUUGUGUGAUCAAAAUUCAGGCACCUAGCACCUGGUGUGCAUUUAUGAUGGUUGCAUAGAUAUCCUGGGAUUCUAUGAUCCCCGUUUGCAGCCUUCCCGGACAGCUUCUGACAAGCAAAGUCAAUGAGGGAAGGCAGAUUUGUUUAACGACUGUGUGAUUUGCCAAACAACUGUGAUGAUUCGCUUAACAACUGUGUCAAAAAAGGUCAUGAAAUUGGGCAUGGCUUAUUUAAUAAUCGUCUUGUUUAGCAAUGGAAAGUCUGGUCCCCGUUGUGUUCAUAAGGAUUGCCUGUAUGUACCUUAAUAUGAGGUUGGCUCUAAGAGCAGCUGGGUUGGAGCCAAACGUUCGGUUGGGCAACCACGAAAUUCUGGCUUUGCAUGGUUGGCUCAUACAUAUUUUCCCCCCAUUACCUGCCCUCCUCCUCCAGUUUCCCAGAGUGCCUGCUUGGGUCUGCCAACUGACUUUCACAGGCCUUCUGCAAAUGCUGGCAAUAGGACUGCUUCCGAACUCCCAUCUUUUGCUGAGAUUACUGUUUCUCAACCUUGACAGCUUUAACUUGUGUGAACCUUAAUUCCCAGACAAGAACAGAAAAGUCUUCAAGGGCAGUGUUUCUCUCAGCAACUUUACAUUGCGUGGACUUCAACUCCCAGAAUUCCCUACCUGGCAUGCUACCUGAGGAAUUCUGGGAGUUGGCCCAUAUAUCUUCAAGCUGUCAAGAUUCAGAAAUGCUAGUCUAGUUUAAUGACUUCUAGGUCUUUGUUAAGCCUGAAAGUCAGCUGGGUGACUUUGGGAUGAUAGAGAAAAUAGGAGGUGGGAACAGUAUGUGUGCCUCCUAUACAGAAAUAAAGCAAGAGAUAAACAAAAUAAAUCAGAUGCUUAUUCUCCUAACAUAAUAUGUUACGUUUCGUUGAUGUUUCUAUAUAUAUGAAUCAUGAGGGCAAUGGAUUCUGUACAUAUUUCCAUUGUGACGGUGUAUAGCUGUAUAUCUCUUGUUCAACAUGUUUUCAAAUCAAUGAGUUAUCUUGUUUUAAUGGCACACCUUUACAAGCCAAAGCAAAGCAUAAAAUAAAAUAGAAUCUU
This is a messenger RNA of Pantherophis guttatus, 2425 nucleotides long. Its product is annotated as uroplakin-3b-like. NCBI's taxonomy places the organism in Eukaryota, Metazoa, Chordata, Lepidosauria, Squamata, Colubridae. Gene Ontology annotation, cellular component: membrane. The record is from RefSeq and is a predicted model, not a curated record.